Molecule: messenger RNA, 4149 nt
Organism: Neocloeon triangulifer
Lineage: Eukaryota; Metazoa; Arthropoda; Insecta; Ephemeroptera; Baetidae
Product: prestin-like
Exons: 21
Coding region: 144-3932 (1262 amino acids)
Biological process (GO): transmembrane transport
Cellular component (GO): membrane
Molecular function (GO): chloride transmembrane transporter activity; bicarbonate transmembrane transporter activity; oxalate transmembrane transporter activity
Source: RefSeq, a predicted model, not a curated record
CAAUCAGUGGCGCGUGUGUUAAAAAGUGACUCUAUUUGCAAAAACAAGUCAGUCGUCGGCCGAAACGCGGUGCGGAGGAAGAACCGAGAGGAGGCGAAGCGAAAAAAUCAUCCACGGUCUGGUGAACAAAAAACAGCAGAAAAAUGGCGCUCACCGAGCCGAACGUUUACUAUCACCCUCACACGUCCGACCUGCGGAUUGAACGACCCUACUACAGUCAGGAAAACUUGCACGAAGCCACCGAUUACUCAAAACCCAAAAUCAACAGGGCUAAAGAAUUUUUGAAGAACACAUUCAGUGACAUUCGACCACUCAAGGCCAUCCGCAAUGUGCUUCCGAUUUUCACCUGGUUGCCUACCUACGACUGGAAGCUUGACUUUCCGUGUGACAUCAUUGCCGGUGUCACUGUUGCCAUCAUGCACAUCCCUCAGGGUCUUGGCUACGCGCUGCUGGCCAGCGUGCCCGCCGUCGUCGGAAUCUACAUGGCCUUCUUCCCCAACAUCGCCUACUUCUUUCUCGGAACCUCCAGACACAAUUCUAUGGGUACUUUUGCUGUGAUCACUCUGCUAGUCGGUCGGUCUGUGGUGGAGUUUUCUCAAAAUCCAGCCUACACUCAUUCCGUGGCGACGGAGGUGAACGGAACUUGGGUGUACAAAGAUGUCAUGUACACAAAUUUGGAAGUUGGCUGUUCCGUCACCCUCAUAGUCUCAUUCUUCCAUUUCAUCAUGUACUUUUUCCGCAUGGGAAUUGUGUGCUCGUUGCUGUCGGACGCGCUUGUCAACGCUUUCAUCUGCGGCGCCGGAGUGCACAUUUUCACUUCGCAGAUCAAAGAGGCGGUCGGUGUCAAACCCAAGAGGUACAGCGGGGCCGGCAACAUCAUUUUUACGUGGAUUGAUAUGGUAACCCUUCUCAUUAACGCAACGGACAAAACCAGACCUGCAAUUUUCGUCGCGCUUAUCAUCACAGCGAUUUGCCUGUCAGUUCUGAUUUUUAACUUUUAUGUCUUAAAGCCCCAACUUGAAAAAAUAACCCGCAUCCCCUUUCCCAUGGAACUGGUGCUCGUCGUGGCCGGCGUGUUUGCGGCCACAGGGCUCGAGCUCAAGAAAAGCUACGGCACGGCCGACAUCGGGAACAUCCCAAAAGGAAUUCCAGGGCCCAUUUUUCCGUACUUGUACUUAUUCAAGGAGUUGCUGCUCAAUUCUUUUGUCACGUCCGUGGUCGCCUACGCCGUGUCUAUGUCGAUGGCUCUCCUUCUGGCCGAGGGCGAAAAUUAUGAAGUGGAUCCCAAUCAAGAGUUCCUUGCUCACGCUGUUGGAAACUUCUUUGGCUCGAUUUUCUCAUGCAUUGUCUACGGCGCCUCCUUAUCAAGAAGCAUGGUGCUGAGGGGUGUUGGCGGCCGCACGCAAAUGACAGCCCUGGUGGCUGCGGGGAUUAUAGUAAUAAUACUACUAUGGAUAGCGAACUUUUUCGAGCCUUUACCCAGGUCAGUCCUAGCGUCGAUCAUUAUGUUCGCCCUCCGCAAAAUCCUAAUGCAAGUGACUGACCUGCCUCGAUUCUGGCGACACUCGCGUCUCGACGGCGUCAUCUGGGUCAUCGUCUUCCUCUCGUGCGUCCUGGUGGACAUCGACUACGGCCUGCUCAUUGGCGUCGUCCUCUCCAUCGGAGCCAUUUUCCUCCAGGGUCUCAAGGCCUACACUUGUGUCAUCGGCAACAUACCCAACACCGACCUUUUCCUCGACGUUGCCAGGUACAAGGCGGCCAGGCAGUUUGCGGGCAUCAAGAUGAUCCACUAUCAGGGCGCGCUAAACUUUGCAACUAGAGGGCACCUGAAAGAGGAAGUCAUCAGGCUGAGCGGAAUCAACCCGCAAAAAGAGAAGCGCAGAUUAAACAGGGAAAUGAAGAAAACCGAGAAAAUGCUCAAAAAACAGAAUGGUGGCCCUGAAGCGGGAACUUCAAGAGCUCUGGAGGGAGCAACAAAUAUUGCAUUUGUUGGAGACCACACCGAAAUUACAGUUCCUCAAAGGACCUACUGCAUCAUCCUGGACUUCUCUUCAUUGAGCAGCAUCGAUCCUGCUGGCAGUGGGGCCCUGAAAAAGGUGUUCACCGAGUACAAAGACAUUGACAUCGCCGUCUACACUGCUGGUUGCCUAGGUCCCGUUUUCGAGCAAAUUAAAAAGUGCGGCUACACCGAGGGCGAAAAUGCCAUUCCCUUGUUUCCGACGAUCCCGGACGCCAUUCACUUCGCCCAAAACAACAUUCCGCAGUUGAAGCCUGCCCCGCAUAGCCAACCAAUCCAGUUUGGCCGCUUUACAAAGCAAAUCAAUGCAAAGUGCCUCACAAUAAUCAGAGCAAUAAAACUCACGCUGCCAAAGCAAACAUUAUUUUUCAAAGGCACACAGCAGCAUUAUGUUUUUCACCGUCACUGUCUUGCUGAUAAUUGUUUGCUCUCGAGAAAGAAUUUUCGCUUCACUCACCUCAUGAAAGGCACGAUGGAGAUGACAUUUCUAGUGAAGAAGAAUAGCAGUUCGCAACCUCAACAACAGUCCAGUCUAGGAAGCGUCAUCAACGAAAGGGAAAUUUCCGGCGUGCGAAACUCGCAUAAAAUGCAUUCGUCUAUCAAAGAGAUUAUUGCAGUUUUGCUUGCUACCCUGUCAGCUUUGGACAAUGGGUUAAUUUUAGGAUAUUCAGCCACGGCUCUACCCCAGCUACAGCACCCAGAAAGUUGGCUCAAAGUUACUCCAGACGAGGCAUCAUGGAUAGCCAGCUUGCCAGCAUUGAGUUUCGCCGUCGGUAGUGCUCUGGGUGGAUUUUUGAUGGACAGGUUUGGACGGAUACGGACAUUGCAAAUCCAUGCAGUGCCCUGUUUUGCGGGUUGGGUCCUUCUGGCCCUGGCGCCAAACGUCGAGAUUAUCUACGCAGGACGGCUCUUGACUGGCUUAGGAGGCGGAAUGUUCGACUCGACGGCUCAGGUUUUUGUUAGUGAAGUGACGACGCCGCGCGUCCGCAACUUCAUGGCUCCGACGGCGAGGGUGACUUACGCCACUGGAUUGUUCCUCGUCUACACUUUUGGCGCGUUCAAUCUUCAGUGGAACAUGGUGGCAGCGAUCAGUGCGUUGGUCCCUCUGGUGCACUUCUUUGUACUUUUCGCCCUUCCUGAAAGUCCGGUGUGGCUUUGGAGGAAAGGAAAAACUGUAGAAGCGGAAAGAGCGUUGAAGUGGUUUGGACGAAGCGUUGACAGUUUCAAAUGCGUCGAUGAAGAGCCUUCCAAAGUCGAUGACCUCGACGGUCCAUCGCCCUGGCAAUCCUUGAUCUCCAAGAGCUCAAGACGUCCUGUUUUGACCAUGCUGUUCUUCUUCGCGUUCCAACAGUUCAGCGGCAUGAACGCCGUCGUCUUUUACGCAGUCCAAAUGUUCCAGAGUGCCGAAGCGGGUCUGCUGACCACCAACCAGUCGGCCAUGGUCAUCGGCGCCACUCGCAUUCUGGUCAUCCUCAUCAGCUGCUUCCUUCUGGCCCACAUGGGCCGCCGGACGGUCUCGCUCAUCUCAGGGGCCGGAAUGGCCGCCUCUAUGCUCUCCCUGGGCGCCGUCAUCCUCGUCAAAGAGACUCCACCGUUGGCCGCGUCUGUUACUUGCAUUGCAGGCUUCAUCGCUUUCAACACUUUUGGAUUUUUUACGAUUCCGUGGGUGAUGCUGGGUGAGGUAAUGCCCGAAAGAUGCAGAGGACUGGCCUCCGGGCUGAUAGCCGGUGUUGUGUACAUCUACAUUUUCAUUGUGGUGAAAUGUUACCCAUACGCUUUGAGCGCAUUCGGCGAGGGCUCCGUCUUUGUGAUAUUCGGAAUUGUAUCCUUGACGGGGGCGUUAUUUGUGUAUUUCUUUUUGCCAGAAACGAAGGGCAAAACGCUUCAGGAAAUUGAGCAGUCUUUUCAGAAAUAAGAUCUCUUAAUUAACAAUUUAUGGCAAAUUUGUUAAUUCAUACUAGAAAGUCCAGAAAAAUAAUUUUCAAAAUCUCGCAGCAUUUGACCAAAUUUUUAAUUUUUAACGAUUAUUUGAAAAUAAAAAAAUAAACCUUCUCCUACUUGACGAAAACAAUUUUCAUGGUAUUGAUAAUAUAUUAAAUUAUAUAGUUUCUCUUGCAAAUUUUUUUAUUGCA